AUGGAUCAUUAUCAAAAAGCCGGUCAAUCUUGUUCUUCAACAAAAGUCGAAAGAAAAAUUGUUGAGAAAAAUAGGAGAAAUAAGAUGAAGACUCUUUGUUCCAAACUCAACUCUCUUUGCCCUAACUAUAAUCCCAAGGAAGCUUUACCAUUACUUGAACAAGUAGACAAUGCUAUAAACUACAUAAAGAGCUUAGAGGCAAAUUUGAAAUCGGCCAAGGAGAAGAAAGAAAGUUUAAUGAGAAACAAGAGAUCACAUAGUGGCUGUUCGAGUUCUUGUGGUGUAAAAGGAAGCAUAAAAUCACCAAAAAUAGAGAUUCAUGAAAAUGGUUCUUCUCUACAAGUUAUUGUAACAUGUGGGGUUGAUGAUAAAUUCAUUUUCUAUGAAAUUAUAAGAAUUUUGCAUGAAGAUCACGUGGAGGUUAUCUCUGCAAAUUCUUCAAUAGCUGGAGAUUUAGUUAUUCAUGUUGUGCAUGCAGAGAAUUCGCAAUUGUUGUUUCAAUUUGGAGCGACCAAAGUAGGCGAGAGGCUGAAAAGGUUUUUGAAUGGAUCUGAGGGAGAAGUGCAAAUAGAGCCUCAAUUAUGGGAUUCUGAAGUUGGAACAGAGACUUGGGAUCUAAAUUCUAUAGUAAACAAGUUUUUACCAAAUACUUUAUGA
Lathyrus sativus (Indian pea) is the source of this 657-nucleotide messenger RNA. The record is from the annotation of a GenBank genome assembly. Lineage: Eukaryota; Viridiplantae; Streptophyta; Magnoliopsida; Fabales; Fabaceae.